Nyctereutes procyonoides (raccoon dog) is the source of this 2172-nucleotide messenger RNA. Its product is annotated as coiled-coil domain-containing protein 162-like. The record is from RefSeq and is a predicted model, not a curated record. Lineage: Eukaryota; Metazoa; Chordata; Mammalia; Carnivora; Canidae. The transcript has 16 exons. The coding region runs from base 1 to 2172 and encodes 723 amino acids.
AUGUACAGCUGCCACUGUAAACUGUGCCUCUGUAGGCUGAGUGACCGUGACCUCAAGGUGGCUCAUGGAGAGCUGGUGGGCAUGCGACUGCUUUUGGAAGAUGUACUUCUGAGCAGCUAUCAUAUGAUCUUGGAGGAUCCCUCCAGACAGCAAGCCACACUGGACAAAAACACUCAGCGAGAUUUGUCCAGAGUGCCAGAAUUCAGAAGUCAGUCCCAAAGCAGCCCCAAAGCCUCCAUGCUACUGAGGGGCCCAUGCAAUGCGGUGACAUCCCUUGCCUUCCUGAGAUCAUUUCUGGUGUUGUGGAAGCAGCUGGAAGUGCUAAAGGAGCAGUGGGGCCGACUCAAACUGCAAGGCCAGGACAGCAAUUCUCUGUCCUUUCACAAAGAGUUUUCAGAACUCUACGGAACUGACAUUCUCUACCCCAGCAUGAAGGCUAUCGCUAGGCGGAUGGGGAAAGAAGACGAAUUUGAAGAUAUUAUAAUAAGUAGUCAGUCUUUUCUUCCCCCCAAAGGAGCUUCAGAAAUUGAAAUAAAAACUCAGCAGCUUCAGAAACUUCUGGAAAAUCUUGAAAUUCACAUGAUCCAAGAAGUAUUAAGAAAAGUUAACAGAGAGAUAGCACUGGUUGUGUCAGAAAAGUCUAAGGAGUGGUGUACUCUUCCUACAGACCUUUGGAAGCACCAUGUCAUGAAAGAAAACUUUUCAGUUAGCAGACCACAAAUAGUUGAGAAAUUUAUGCAGAGAUUAAUGGAAAACUACCAGGAUGGUGGACUAGAGAUCACUUUCAGGAAAGAUCACCUUGAGGCCUGCCUCCUCUCCUUGGGUUGUGAUGUGAUGGCAAGAGAACGCAGCAACUUCGAGAGCUAUUCCAUGUGUUAUGAGCAUGUGUUGGAGCAUGCUAGGCAGAAGCUCUGCCAGAAAGAGCAAGAAUUAGAUAUCAUACGAAGAGGUUCAGAUCCACCUGAAGACGGUGCUGGUCAGGUUGCAGAGCUCAGUCAUAAUAUGAUCAUGGAAAUCACGGCUCUGAGAGCUCGACUCACAGAUUUGGAAGAGGAGAAUCUGAAUCUCAAACAGCAGAUUAGACAAGAAGUCCAGGAAGAAUAUGAAGCAUUAGUCCAAGCUUUGUUUGUGACAUGUCUACACAUAAAAGAAAAGUUGGAUGAGAAUCAGAUUAAUUUAAUCCAGAAAGUAUAUGAGCUCAUUGGCGAAGUAAGAACAGAAGGGAUUGACAAUCUGAGGAGCCUCAAGAAAAAAUGGGGCUCUGCUCGACCUGAUGAAGGAACGAAAGAAAACCCAGCCAAAGAGCAGCUGCAGGCCUUGGAGCAGGACAACAGCAGCCUGGCUGUGCUGGCGUGCAAAGUGAGGAGCCUGGGCCACUGGAGGCUGGCGGCACAGCAGGCUCGCUUCCAGGGCCAGCUGAGCAGGGCAGAGAAGGAAGCGAUGCAAAGGAAGAAAGAGUGUUUGAGCAUCAAGCUAAUGGCAGAACAAGAAGCGGUUUUAUUUCGUCAACAGUUACUGGCUCUGAGGCAGGCCUUGGCCAGGGCUCAGGCUGACAACGUGAGGAUGCGCAAGCAGCAGGACAACCAGGCACAACUGCUGAGAGAGCUGCAACACAGAGUGGCCCAGGAAGCUCGCCACCGGCAACAGAUGGAUCUAAUGAAAACCUCCAGCAUGGAGAAGCUCUUGGAAGAUGUGGAGCAAAAGAAACAGCACCUGCAGCUCCUUACUGAAGCAGCUGAGAGGGCUUCCAAACUGGGCCAGCUUCAGCAGAAGAGAAUUCAGAGAGAACUCCGACAGACGAGAAGCCGGCUGGCCCAGGAGCGCAGUGUGAAGCUGGAUGCCUUCCAGCGCCUAGAAGAGCUACAAAGUCAGCUUAAUGACGCUGGGCCAUCGUCCGUCCAGAUGAGCUCACCAGGCGGCCUUACACCUCGGGCUCAGUACUCCCUACGUUCUGCUCCCACGUCAUCCAGAUACUCCCAGCAACACCUUUUAAAGACUAAUCUUAUGAGCAGUAAAAUACCAAGAAGGAUUCAAAGGCCAGACACUGUACCUAUCAAGCACCAAAAAAGGACGGACAGCAUCUUUCUACCUAAUGUAGCAGAAAAUGUUCAACGUUCAGCUUUUCAAGUCCACACAGCUCCAUCCAUAAUCCCACAAGGACCUGACUGGUAA